Molecule: messenger RNA, 439 nt
Organism: Trifolium pratense (red clover)
Lineage: Eukaryota; Viridiplantae; Streptophyta; Magnoliopsida; Fabales; Fabaceae
Product: indole-3-acetic acid-induced protein ARG7
Exons: 1
Coding region: 68-439 (123 amino acids)
Biological process (GO): response to auxin
Source: RefSeq, a predicted model, not a curated record
CCAUCCAAGUACUCAUUACACUUUUCUCUAUCUCUUUCUCUCUCUCAAUACAUCAUAUUGGAACACAAUGAAGUCAAGAUUUUUGAAAGGGUGUAUUAACAAAUGCAAGAAAGUGGGAAGUGUAGUAAAAACUUGUGCUACUUGUGAAGAUUGUUGUGAAAGGGGUUUAUGGUCUUCUAUUCAUGAAAGUAGCUCCAUACCAAGUGAUGUUCCAAAAGGUCACAUGGUUGUAUACAUAGGUGAGAAUCACAAGAGAUAUGUGAUUAAAAUUGCAUUGCUUCAUCAUCCACUUUUCAAGGCCUUGUUGGAUCAAGCUCAAGAAGAGUAUGAUUUCAUUGCUGAUUCAAAACUAUGUAUUCCUUGUGAUGAACAUCUUUUCCUAAGUGUCCUUCGUUGUGCUAGUUCUCCACAGAAUCAAAGGGUGUGUUUGUGUCUUUGA